Syngnathoides biaculeatus (alligator pipefish) is the source of this 1233-nucleotide messenger RNA. RefSeq names its product caveolin 3 (gene cav3). Gene Ontology annotation, molecular function: molecular adaptor activity; connexin binding; transmembrane transporter binding. Gene Ontology annotation, biological process: caveola assembly; regulation of membrane potential. Gene Ontology annotation, cellular component: caveola. The transcript is spliced from 3 exons. Bases 259 to 717 code for a protein of 152 amino acids. The record is from RefSeq and is a predicted model, not a curated record. Lineage: Eukaryota; Metazoa; Chordata; Actinopteri; Syngnathiformes; Syngnathidae.
ACGAGUCCAAAACAGGUGGUGCCGGGAAACUGUCAGAUUGCAUCACGGAUUCAACGAGGCGGCCUUUGCCGAUCGUGGUCACGACCAAGUUUGGACAGCGAGUCAGGCCUCCAAAUUUACCAGGGCGUGCAGCAGCUGUCCGCUUGGCGUGUCAACGGGAGCGUCAACGCAGGGCACGCACGGCUUCAGAAGCGGUCCGCUGUGCCUGCAGUGCGCGCUUUGACGCCUCUCCCAUUCACUGUCUUCAUCGCGUCAAGUAUGGCGGACCAGUACCAGUACAACACCAACGAGGAGAAGAUCCUGAAGGACAGCAACACCAAGGAGAUCGACCUCAUCAACAGAGACCCCAAGCAGAUCAAUGAGGACGUGGUGAAGGUGGAAUUUGAGGAUGUCAUCGCGGAGCCAGACGGCACCCACAGCCUGGACGGCGUAUGGAAGCUGAGCUACACCACCUUCACCGUGUCCAAGUACUGGUGCUACCGCAUUCUGUCGGCCAUCUUCGGCAUCCCCGUGGCGCUGCUCUGGGGCUUCCUGUUCGCCUGCAUCUCCUUCUGCCACAUCUGGGCCGUGAUGCCCUGCAUCAAGAGCUGCUUGAUCGAGUCGCAGUGCGUCAGCCGCAUCUACUUGCUCUGCAUUCAGACCUUCUGCGAUCCGUUGUUCGAAGCCCUGGGCAAGCUCUUCGGCGGCGUACGCGUGGCGCUGCGCAAGGAAGUCUAAAAACUGCUUGUUAAUAGUGAGAUCAGAUGAGAUCUGGAAUCUUUUUCUACACCACAUUGGCGCCUUACCAUGCGACAAUGUACUUCACCGCCCUCUUUUACAAAGAUUUUGUACAUAAAAGUACAGUUAUUAGGAGAAAGUUGACAUAUUUGCACCACCUUGAUGCACCCCACUUUCUUAUCCUUUAGGGAUUUGUUCUCAUUUAGUCAGAUUUUCUACCAAAAGCACAGCUUUGUUGCGAGUGUUAUCGAGUGACUGCAUUUGAAGAAAAUAAUAUAGAAAGAAAUGCUUAGAAAUUACCCCCAAAAUGUAAAAAAAAAGCCUUUUCUGUCUGUUUUUUUCAUUCUGUCAGGAAAAAUAUCAGUACUUUGCAUUAUUUCAUUUUGAGGAAAACAAACAAAACUUGGGUUAAAUGCAUUUUUAAUUGGACAGCGACCAUUUGUGGAAAGUGUCAUCAUUAAUUUAAAGUGCAUCUCUGUAGGGUGGGCUCGCUCUGUCCCACAGACACGAACACAC